AUGCCACCACCAGAGCAAAGGGCUUCAACGCCCACCUCUUCGCGAUCAGCCGCGAAAUCUCCACGUGUGCUCGCAUGUGUGCUGUGCCAGCAGCGCAAGGUCAGAUGCGACCGCAAGUUCCCCUGCGCCAGCUGCAUUCGGGCCGGCGCGCAGUGUGUGCCCACUCUGGCCCCUCGGCCGCGGCGUCGCAGGUUCCCCGAACGAGAGCUUUUGGAGCGCCUUCGGAAGUAUGAGGAUUUGCUGCGCCAACAUAAUAUACCCUUUGAGCCUUUGCAUGCGCCUGCCGGAGAAGACAGCAGGACCCCGGAGUUUGUAGAACAUGCUCAUUUUGAACAGCGUACUGCUGGGGAAGAGGGACAGUCAAAGGAGAAGGCUGAGCCAGUAUACGCGGCUAAGAAUUAUUGGAAAGUACUCAGUUUAGUGUCACAAGAUGCUGAGGAUGUCGAUUUUGAUAAUAACAGUGAGGAUGAUGAUCCCAGUCACUCGCAGGACACUCUGGGAGGGACUGCCGUGAGAAAGAUGUUUGAUCAGGCAUACAAGAACAACCACCAGAAUAUCAUAUUUGGAUCACAUGAAGCCAAUGUAGAUCUAUCGACUUUGCAUCCUGAUCAAGUCCAGAUUUUCAAGCUCUGGCAGAUGUACUUGGACAAUGUCGACCCGCUGCUCAAAGUCACACAUACCCCGACUCUCCAAGCACGCAUAUUUGAUGCUCUUAGCGAUCUGGCUCGUAUAAGCCCGGAACUGGAAGCGCUCCUUUUCAGUUUGUACAGCGUCGCUAUCAUGAGUCUCGAUGACGAAGAGUGCCGAAGCUCGUUCGGGUCUCCGAGGAAAGAACUUUUGCAAGGAUAUCAGUUUGGAUGUCAGCAAGCCUUGCUUAAUUGUGAUGUGUUACGCACCGGGGAUCGCGAGUGCUUAACUGCUUUGUUGCUCUAUCUGGUGUCUAUGAGGUCUGAAACAGAUCCGAGAUCUCUAUCUUCGGUGCUUGGAGUUGCCAUCCGAAUCGCUCAACGCAUGAGCAUCAAUGACGAAAGGGCAAAUGCAAGAUACCCCCCACUCGAGCGCGAGAUGCGCCGGAGGUUAUGGUGGUCGCUGAUAAUGUUUGACAACCGCAUUGGGGAGAUGUCGGAUCACAAAACUUCAAUGUUGAUACCAACUUGGGAUUGCAGAAGCCCGCUCAAUGUGACCGAUAAUGAUCUGCAACCGGAGAUGAAGGACUUGCCAGCUGCUUAUGCGGGCCCGACUGAAGCAUUGUUUAUAGCUGCGCGCAGUGAACUGGGGGAGUUUCUGCGACACAGCGCCUUUCACUUGGAUUAUAUCAACCCAUCCUUGAAGGCAGUCGCCAGAGACACAACAGGUGAUGGCAUGACUGACAUAGAAAGGAAGAUAGAGGACAAAUAUCUCCGACUCUGCAACCCAGAUAAUCCCCUUCACUACAUGACGAUCUGGACGAUACGUGGCUUCCUUGCAAAACACCUUCUGCUUGAACUCUACUCGAAAUUCUCACCCACGCAGCAAUCAGAAACGCAGCGCAACACCGCCAGCUCCUACGCAAUGCGAAUUCUCAAGUCUGAUACUAUGUUGAUGAGAUCCCCCCAUACAAAACGAUACCGCUGGCACGUUCACAUGCACUUCCCAUUCCCUGCAUAUCUACAUGUCAUCCAAGAUCUGAAGAAGCGGCCCAUGCAAGAGCAUGCUUAUGAAUUGUGGAAUGCCAUGAGCGAAAACGCGGAGUUACGUUUCAGGGAUAUGCAUAGAUUCCACCCGAUCUUCGAAAUUGUCGCGCGAAAUGUCCUUCAGGCCUGGGAGGCGCAUCAAGCAGCAUUAGGGGAACAUGGAAAGUCGAUAGCGCCACCAUGGAUUGUGCAGGAUGUUAGAAGCAAGUUGAACAAUCUGCAUUCAGACUCGGGAAAUUGCAACGCAGAGCAGCCGAAUGACACGGAGGGGACCACUUCACUCUCCAUGCCCACGGAGAAUGAUAUUCCUAAUUUGCUAUCUGGCAUGGAAGGAUUUGGCAGCGUAGCUUGUGGGCUUGGUGGAUAUUCGGACAUAUUUGAACAGGCCGUCAUGGAUGUUGACGCGGAUCAGUCAGGUUGGCCCACGAUGAACUUCUACCCGAUGUGGUAG
Aspergillus welwitschiae is the source of this 2124-nucleotide messenger RNA. RefSeq names its product transcription factor domain protein. The transcript is spliced from 4 exons. The record is from RefSeq and is a predicted model, not a curated record. The coding region runs from base 1 to 2124 and encodes 707 amino acids. Gene Ontology annotation, molecular function: zinc ion binding; DNA-binding transcription factor activity, RNA polymerase II-specific; DNA binding. Lineage: Eukaryota; Fungi; Ascomycota; Eurotiomycetes; Eurotiales; Aspergillaceae. Gene Ontology annotation, biological process: regulation of DNA-templated transcription; DNA-templated transcription.